This is a messenger RNA of Eufriesea mexicana, 1470 nucleotides long. RefSeq names its product piggyBac transposable element-derived protein 4-like. The transcript is spliced from 3 exons. The record is from RefSeq and is a predicted model, not a curated record. NCBI's taxonomy places the organism in Eukaryota, Metazoa, Arthropoda, Insecta, Hymenoptera, Apidae. The coding region runs from base 1 to 1470 and encodes 489 amino acids.
AUGGGUGAAGGAUAUACUUUCGUGGAGCAGGCAAUGAAUACAAAAAAGAAAAUAACGAUGACACGUUCGAGAUCUAAUACAAUUUCUGAUUCUGACGAUAGUAAUAAGAUCGUUCCAGUCUCAAGAAGGAAGAGACUAAACAUUUUGGAUACAUCUAGUAGCGAAGAUAGUAUUCCGUGCAAUUUUACCAGUUCUGCAACAUGUGAAAGUAUUUCUACGGAUGGUAUAGAUGAAGAAGAGAAUUCAGUUCGCCUUACUGAAGAUAUUGGGCCACAAUCAUCGCUAACUAACGAAUCUAAACCUAUCAAUUAUUUUAAUCUGUUUAUCGAUUCGUCUUUGUUAACAAUAAUGGUUUGCGAAACAAAUAAGUAUGCCGAAGAACUAAUAAAAUCACUUGACAUCACCCGCGGAUCUCGAAUGAAGCAAUGGAAAACAGUUACAUUACUCGAAAUGAAGGCGUUUUUGUCAGUUUUGUUGGAAAUGGGGAUAACGAAGCGACCAACAAUGUUUUCUUAUUGGGCCGAAAAUUCAAGGAGCAUACCCUGGUUUUCAAAGAUGUUUUCGCGGAAUAGAUUUCAGCUUAUUCUUCGAUGUUUUCACUUAGUUGAUAAUAAAGAAUGUUUCCCACCAGGCCAUGAAAAGUACGACUCAUCUAUAAAAUUUAUGCCAAUAGUUGAACACGCGAAUAGGGUAUUCAAAUUGUACUACAAACCGCAUAAAGAAUUAUCUAUCGACGAAUCUUUGGUAGGAACUUUAUGUCAUUCAAACAUGAUGCAAUAUAUGCCGAAUAAAAAACACCACCGGUGGGGCAUCAAAUUUUGGAUGUUUUGCGACGUAGUAUCCAAAUAUUGUUUAAGUUUUUACUGUUACAAGGGGGCUAAAGAAAAAUCUGAUACUACUAAGUCACGAGAACACGGACUUGGAUAUGAAGUCGUUGUAAAUUUAUUGGAGCAAAAUCAAUAUUUAAAUAAAACUAAUAGAAAAGGCGUACCUAGCGAUAUAAAAACAAUUAAGGCUAAUGAAGUAAAAUAUGCUCGAGAUGGUGAAGUACUUUUGUGUGGCUACCGCGAAAAUAAGUCUGUAAAAAAACCUGUAUUGUUAAUUUCGACGCAUGCUUCUGAAGACAAUACCAUUACAAUCAAAAAACGAAACGGAAAUGAACGAAGUAAAGUAAAACCAUGCAUCGUUGAUUGUUAUAAUCGUUAUAUGGGGGGAGUUGACGAAUCAGACAAAAUGCUAUACGUCUAUUUGGAUGAACGCCGCACUGUAAAAUAUUGGAAAAAAGUUACGUUUAACGUCAUUGCCCGUAUGGUAUUAAAUGCAUACCUACUUUAUAAGGAAGCUAGAAAAGAGAAGCUAAUGACUCGAUUGGAAUUUACGUCGAGCAUUAUAUCUGAAAUAGAGCAUGAAUGGAUGCAAGUCAAACAAUCAGAAAUGAUAAGUUAUAAGGAGGGAAUAUAUUUGGCUUAG